Molecule: messenger RNA, 1746 nt
Organism: Cladophialophora psammophila CBS 110553
Lineage: Eukaryota; Fungi; Ascomycota; Eurotiomycetes; Chaetothyriales; Herpotrichiellaceae
Exons: 1
Coding region: 1-1746 (581 amino acids)
Biological process (GO): DNA-templated transcription
Cellular component (GO): nucleus
Molecular function (GO): zinc ion binding; DNA binding
Source: RefSeq, a predicted model, not a curated record
AUGAUGGUCUACAGUAAGAUACAGCCGGGCCCGUCGUCGGCUCUCCUUGCUGCGGUGUGUGCCAUUGCUGCGCAUUAUGUGGAAGAUCAGCCAGGGCUACGUCUCUCACUCGACUCGCGAUGUCCUAACAUCCGGUAUGCUCCUGAACAUUUCUACAGGCUGGCUCGUGCAAUCACUCAGGAGCAGCUGGAUCGAUGUGAUGACGGCAAGCCUCCACUCACACUCCUUCAAGCACUCAUUCUUAUCACAUUCUACGAGAUGAUCAUCAGUGCCAGAGGAAGGGCGUGGAGGUCUCUCGGUGCCUGCGUCCGCAUUGCGCAUGAGAUAGAGCUCCACCUGACAGACUCAUCACUGCAAGGCAAGUCACUACUUGAGCAAAAAGCUUUGGCGGAGUCUUGGUCUCGCAAAGAGGAACAACGAAGAGCUUGGUGGCUACUAUGGGAGCUCGAUGUCUUCGCCUCAACCGUCCGUAGACGUCCAGCGUCCAUACACGAUGGGGAACAUGCCGUUCUCCUCCCUGUGAGCGAAAAAUCCUGGUUUGAAGAUCGCUAUCAAGCAAGCUGCUUCUUGGAUCCGGAUCCUCUUCAUCGAACCCGAAAGCUUCUCGAAUGUGGGAACUCCAAUGGUAAAGCUUGGUAUAUUGUCGUCAGCUCACUGGUCCGCGAUGCGCACACAACCGCUAAUCCGACCUCCCAUUGCGAUCACACGAUGCCGAGACCGGAUGUUUCUCCAUUAAUGGACACGGGGUUUGACAAUCCCGUAGACGAGCGGAGGCUCGCGGUCCUGGACGAUUUUAUCUUGUACUUCAAAACCAUGCUCCCGAAGAAUCGGGCAUAUCAAGGCGACUACUUAUCUUUCGCCAUCUCUGGCGAUUCAUACAGCGGACCCACAGCAAUUGAAGACUGUGACACACAACUGAUUCACGCUAUGACUCAUCUUGGGAGGCUGAUGAUCUUGCACCACUUCUGCUUCCGGAGCAGUGGUUCCUUUCUCCUAAAAGGUAACAGGCUUAUGGAGUAUCUGUCCUUCAGUAGGCCUUCGAUAACCCAGAAACUUCGAGCAAUCCUGGGCUUCGCAGAUGACCAAGCUGCCUGGGAAAAAUAUCUUGAAGCGGCAGAGGAGAUUAUGCGCGUCAUCCGUAACGCUUCCCCGAACCAUAUCAGAUACGGCCAUCCACUACUCGCGUGCACUUUUUGGAUUGUUGCGGCUACUCAAUUAUUCAAAAAGGCGUUCGCCAAAGACGAGACCGAACGAGAGCUGGCUCAAUCGAAUUUUGACCUUCUAAGGCUCACUCUUGAUCACAGCCACAAAUUUUGGAAGACGUCUGAGUUGAUGAUCAAAAACAUAGACACACUGGCCUUACGACUUACUGAGCUCAAUGCGAGGCUGGCUGAUUCGCAGGCCGGUGGCCAUGACGCUCUUGAAUGCCUCAACGAGACUGAUCUUUCUGGCUUCAACGCAAGUUCGUUCGAGGAUCAGAACGGUAUUGUACAAGAGGGGUCUGAACAAGAUAACAGCAACACUACCGCGAUCAAGAACAGUCUCGGGCACAUUCCUCUACCAACCGAUACUGACUAUUCCCAAACGUGCGCAAGCCAAAUGCCGCUGGACAAUACCCUUUUGGCCGACAAACCCACUGAGAGUGAACUCCAAGCCUUUAUGUAUGAUUUCUGCGGGGAUAACUGGGACUUUUGGGGCCAAGAUCUCGCCGACUUAUUUCCUUCCGAUUGCCCUCGGACAUCAUAG